AUGGCAGAGAGGCAUCGGCUGCUUGAAUCCGAAAAUGCUAAAGACAAGGAGAAGUUGAAGGUGGUCGAGCAGAAGGCCGAGGCUCGAGCCCGAAUUAGUGACGAGCUUAAAGGCAAGUUCGAGGAGGAAGCCGUGGCCAAUGACUUGCUUCAGGCCGAGCUUGAGUCGGCUCACCAAAUUCAAAGAACUCUUCUCGAAGAGAGAUCCAAACUAGCGGCUAAAUUGGCAAAAGCCGAGGCCGACUUAGAAGAGUCUCUUAAGGAUGUGGAGGCUGCCGAGGCUCGUACUACGAUUGAGGUCGAGUAUGAGCGGUGGAAAUCCCGGAGGGUUACCCUCGAACAGGCUCAACAAGGAUUAGGGGACCUCCCGGCUCAGAUACUCGAGGCCAAAGCAAUCGAGGAGGAGGCUAAGAAAGCCCUUGAUACUAAGUCUGAGGAUUCCGAUCGGACAGUUUUCGAGAACUCCGGCUCCAGUCGUACCGGGUAG
Lycium ferocissimum is the source of this 486-nucleotide messenger RNA. RefSeq lists its product as uncharacterized. The record is from RefSeq and is a predicted model, not a curated record. The transcript has a single exon. Lineage: Eukaryota; Viridiplantae; Streptophyta; Magnoliopsida; Solanales; Solanaceae. The coding region runs from base 1 to 486 and encodes 161 amino acids.